AUGUUCGUGCCAUUUUCAAAGACAGCACAAGCUUCGACGCAUAAUUGCUGGUGGUAUGUGGGUUACAGCAGCUAUGCUUUACUCCUUGGAUUAGGAGAGUUGGGUAAUAUCCAUGCACUUAGCUAUUGUACGAUACUAUGGGGGCUUAAUGGCCUUAUCCAAUCAAGUGGCAAUGUUUCAGUAAUGGGCAAGUGGUUUAACGAAAACGAACGAGGUGCAGUACUUGGAAUCUGGAGUGGAAAUGGAUGUCUUGGUAACACUGUCGUUACGGUCGUUGUCGCUUCAAUGUUUGCAUUGGUCGAGAAAGCAUUAGCAUGGAAAAUAGCUCUUGUGGUAGCAGCUGGACUGGACUCAAAGGAUGUAGCGUAUCGCUAUGAGCGAUCAGAAGACGCCAAACCAGAUGUAGCCAUCCACAAAGAUCAGACUGAAUUAAUGUAG
Plasmopara halstedii is the source of this 438-nucleotide messenger RNA. Its product is annotated as sugar phosphate. The record is from RefSeq and is a predicted model, not a curated record. The transcript has a single exon. Bases 1 to 438 code for a protein of 145 amino acids. Lineage: Eukaryota; Oomycota; Peronosporomycetes; Peronosporales; Peronosporaceae. Gene Ontology annotation, cellular component: endoplasmic reticulum membrane.